Amaranthus tricolor (Joseph's coat) is the source of this 2664-nucleotide messenger RNA. RefSeq names its product acetyl-coenzyme A synthetase, chloroplastic/glyoxysomal. The transcript is spliced from 18 exons. Lineage: Eukaryota; Viridiplantae; Streptophyta; Magnoliopsida; Caryophyllales; Amaranthaceae. Bases 177 to 2270 code for a protein of 697 amino acids. Gene Ontology annotation, molecular function: acetyl-CoA synthetase activity; AMP binding. The record is from RefSeq and is a predicted model, not a curated record.
UUCCCCUACUGGACUGGUCAAGCCAGAUUAUUAUAUAGUGGCAGCAUUAAUACAAGAAAUACCCAACAACUUGCAUCAACAAAUAUCAAAAGGAAUCAUCUGUUUUGCGAUCUGGGUCCUGUUUUUAGUCAAUUUUAUUAAACGGGUCGUUGUGAUUUCAUCUUCGAUCGCUGGAAAUGAAGAAUUUGACGACGGAAAAUCACCUCAGACAUGUUGAAUCUUUGCCAGUUUUCCCAUCUGGGGCUGGAAAUAUACCUAGUUUGAAUGCUGUGAUUCUUGGUGAAGCUCUUGCUUCUGAAGAAAAUGAUUAUGUUUUUCCUAGCAAAGAUUUUUCGAGCAAUGCACUUAUUUCUUCUCCUUCAGAGUAUUUGGAGAUGUAUAAAAGGUCAGUAGAGGAUCCAGCAGGGUUUUGGUCUGAUAUUGCUUCAGAGUUUUACUGGAAGAAGAAAUGGGGAGAGCAAGUUUGUUCAGAAAAUCUUGAUGUGAGAAAUGGAACUAUAAAUAUUGAGUGGUUCAAAGGUGGGAUCACCAACAUUUGCUAUAAUUGUUUGGAUAGACAUGUUGAGAGUGGAAAUGGUGAUAAAAUUGCAUUAUACUGGGAAGGGAAUGAUCUUGGUUUGGAUGAUAAGUUGACUUUUAGCCAGCUUUUGGAGAAAGUCUGUCAGCUAGCAAACUACUUGAAAGAUGUUGGUGUUAAGAAGGGUGAUUCCAUCAUCAUCUAUCUUCCUAUGCUCAUGGAACUUCCAAUUGCAAUGCUUGCGUGUGCUCGAAUUGGUGCUAUUCACUCGGUUGUCUUUGCUGGAUUCUCUGCCGAAUCACUUGCGCAAAGGAUCACUGAUUGCAAGCCAAAAGUUGUCCUCACUUGCAAUGCCGUCAAAAGAGGAGCAAAGGUUAUUGGACUCAAAGACAUUGUAGAUGCUGCUAUCGUUCAGUCAGCUAAAGACGGCGUUUCUGUAGAUGUAUGCUUAACAUAUGAAAACCAGUCAGCUAUGAAAAGAGAGAACACCAAAUGGACUGAAGGACGAGACAUUUGGUGGCAGGAUGUUGUGCCAAAGUACCCUUGUACCUGUGAUGUUGAAUGGGUUGACGCAGAGGAUCCUCUAUUCUUGCUUUAUACAAGUGGAAGCACCGGGAAACCCAAGGGUGUCCUGCACACUACUGGAGGAUACAUGGUGUACACUGCGACAACAUUUAAGUAUGCCUUUGAAUACAAGCCCUCCGAUAUAUACUGGUGCACAGCUGAUUGUGGUUGGAUCACUGGACACAGUUAUGUCACAUAUGGCCCUUUGCUGAACGGAGCUAGUUGUCUUGUCUUCGAAGGGACUCCAACUUACCCAGAUGCUGGACGCUGUUGGGACAUUGUUGAUAAAUACAAAGUGACAAUAUUCUACACUGCUCCUACACUGAUCAGAUCUCUUAUGCGCGAGGGCACCGAGCAUGUUACUCGGUACUCACGCAAAUCCUUAAGAGUUUUAGGAAGUGUGGGGGAGCCAAUCAAUCCUAGCGCAUGGAGGUGGUUUUACAAUGUUGUUGGAGAAUCCAGGUGUCCCAUCUCUGACACUUGGUGGCAGACCGAAACUGGCGGUUUCAUGAUAACUCCUUUACCAGGUGCCUGGGCACAGAAGCCCGGUUCUGCCACUUAUCCUUUUUUUGGUGUUCAGCCUGUCAUUGUAGAUGAGAAGGGCAAUGAGAUAGAAGGUCAAUGUAGCGGAUACUUGUGUGUAAAGCACUCAUGGCCAUCCGCCUUCCGUACACUCUACGGCGAUCAUGAAAGAUACGAAACCACUUAUUUCAAGCCAUUCCCUGGUUAUUACUUUACCGGUGAUGGCUGUAGCAGGGAUAAAGACGGCUAUUACUGGCUCACCGGGAGAGUGGAUGAUGUCAUCAAUGUGAGUGGUCAUCGUAUCGGCACAGCUGAAGUGGAAUCUGCCCUAGUUUCACACCCUCAAUGUGCUGAGGCUGCUGUAGUCGGAGUUGAGCAUGAGGUUAAAGGGCAAGGUAUUUAUGCAUUUGUUACCCUGAUCGAGGGUGUUUCUUACAGUGAUGAACUUCGUAAAAGUCUUGUAAUGACUGUCCGAAAUCAGAUCGGAGCAUUUGCAGCUCCCGAUAAGAUUCAUUGGGCACCUGGCCUCCCUAAAACAAGGAGCGGAAAGAUAAUGAGAAGAAUCUUGAGAAAAAUCGCCUCAAAACAACUAGAUGAGCUCGGAGACAUCAGCACUCUGGCGGAACCAGCUGUUGUUGAUCAACUUAUUGCCCUUGCGGAUAAAUAAAAAUAUCAUAUCUUGAGUCGUUUUUGGUUGUAACGAUCAUACAUUCCGUCAUGGCUCGUCCUCUGCAACGUGUAUUAAUAGAUUUUUAUAACGGGGAGUUCUCCCUUCGAUUCGACCUGUGCGAGUGAUCGCUUGGUUUGUUGCGUAAGUCGUCGUUGUUUCUUAAUGUACCACAGUGUAGCAGUUCCAUUGUUGUCUUAGUGUAUUUCAAAAUUUUCGUGUACAUUUGUUCUAUUUGUGUAUGCUGCCUGGUAUCACAGUUUUCUAAUAAUUGCUUUUUUUUUUUUUGAAAACUGAGCAAUAAUUGAAAAUUGAAUAUUUCAUUUUUUUCCUUUAAUUUUUGAGGACACCAGUAUUUUUUUAAUUGUAAUAAAUGUUCUAUUAUUAUUAUUUU